UGGAACCUUCGUUGGGUCUCGCCAGCAGCCACCGCACACACGUCAGCAGCGGCAAACGGCGCCUCCAACGGACAACGGAUCGUUCGUGAUCACCGUCGAUCAUCCUGCUACGAUUUAACGUACCCUGCCACGAAAUCGUCACGAUUUCAUGGAGGACCACCUCCCGGUGAUCGUGUGUUAGAAUUCGCAAGAUAAAUAAAGUUAGAACGACAUCCUACUAUAAAAUACGUGAACAUUUCAUCUGUGCGUUCGACUGACAGUGUUGUUUAAUAAAGAUCAAGCAUCGUAGAAGAAAGUGAUGAAUUUUCUGAAUAAUCAUUGAUAGAUCUUAGAUCUAACGGUGCGAACAUAAUGGCUGACUAUUGGUGGACCAAGAUACUCUAAGACCUCUCUAACGCGUUGACGAAUCUUGAUUAGAAUGAAGAAUAAGACUUACAGUUUUAAAUGAGAAAUUUUCGAUAUCCUGAAGGAUUCAGUUUGACGUGAUGAGGGUGAAGCUGGCAGAGGAGGAGGAAGUAUCAAUUCGUUAAAACGUUCAGUGUGUCAAGCAUCAAUGGCGAAUCGCGGAGGAUCGAAGCGACAGGACUGAUAUGCUGUUUUCGAUAAUGUCGACGGCCGAUCCGAGAGACUUUCUGGAAGUGGUUGCCGACCUGUCGAUGGCCGUCGCGUAUCGUUAUGAAGAUCGAAGAAGCCUCCUCGAACCAGUGAAGACGAUACUGCUCCUGAUGCUGCUAGGUCGCGUUAGUCGAACAAACUGCAGGAUCAAGUAGAGUCCUCGCGAGACUUGAACUCUGUCGUUAACUGGGCUUGGUGAAAGUGUUUAGGAUUUAAUUGGAAGGCCGAGAUCAGAUCAGGGGGUUGAUCGUUCGAACGAGCUGCUGCAACAUUCUCACGAGCUUCGCCUCUACCAUGCAACCGUUCUCGACCGGCAGCACAAUGGCGAGCGAAACACCGACCAGCCUCCCGCCAGAGAGGGUUACCUCGCCGGCACCCUGCAAAAACCUGACCUUCUCCAUCGCGAAGAUCAUGGAACCCGACAAACGUCUGACCGAGCAAAGCAAUCAACAGACGACACCUCAACCACCGCCACCAUCGACGACGACACCGACCAUGUCAAGUAUCCUCCAACAACCCCCGAAUCUACCCUCGAUGACGUAUUCCGUUCACCUGGGCUUCAGUUCGGCCUUCAAGAAGUACGUUCCAACGUUGAGGCAUCAGAAUCUUCUGGAGCCCUACUCGCUCCUCUAUUACCCGAACUCGUUGCUCAGAGCGUUUCCAGCACCACCACCCGCGGCGCCUACGGUGCCUCAAAAUUCACCGUUGUGCACCGCCAUUCAGGAAGCCUUCUCGAAGGUGAGCCUGACGGAGACCUCGGCCGAGAGUCAACGGGGUAAGAAGAGUCCCGCGCCUCGGAGCAGCGAGCUCAGCAGCAGCAAUAAACAAAAGACCUUCACCUGUCCUGAGUGCGGCAAGGUGUUCAACGCCCAUUACAAUCUAACCAGACACAUGCCGGUGCACACUGGGGCGCGUCCGUUCGUCUGCAAGAUCUGCGGCAAGGGUUUCCGUCAGGCGAGCACCCUCUGCAGGCACAAGAUCAUCCACACGGCGGAGAAACCGCACAAAUGUCCGACCUGCAACAAAGCUUUCAAUCGUAGCUCGACCCUGAACACCCACAGGCGUAUACACGCGAAUUACAAGCCGUUCGUCUGCGAAUACUGCAACAAGGGCUUCCAUCAGAAGGGCAACUACAAGAAUCACAAGCUCACCCACAGCGGCGAAAAGGCGUACAAGUGCACCAUCUGCAACAAAGCGUUCCAUCAGAUCUACAAUCUGACCUUCCACAUGCACACGCACAACGAUAAGAAACCAUUCUCCUGCAAGAUCUGUGGGAAAGGAUUUUGCAGGAACUUCGAUCUGAAGAAACACAUGAGGAAGCUUCACGAUACGGGACCACCGGUGCUGAACGGUCUGGGUACGUCCGCCCAGAGCCACAACCAACAGUCUGGUUACGCGUCCGUUCAUCACGGACCAGCCUCGUUCGUUAGCCCGUUUCUGCUACCACCGCCAGGAUCUACUAGUUAUCUCAGCAAAAUGUUGUGACAGGGUGAGAACAUUCAUUACCAGAGGAAGAGCCAGUGUCCUAUGAUCCUUGGUCCACCCUGCUACACAGGAGACAUCGGCCAGUUGGCGCAGCCGUCGAAGUGAAGAGGAUCUCGAUGAUAUUCUUAACGAUGCUCGUGGUUAAUGAGAAUUUCAGAAUUUUUGAAACGAGUUUUCAUUGGAACACCAUGAAUUAGAUACCAAAGAGACUAUGGGGAAUAUGCGGCGUGUACGUGUUACUGCACGGUUUUCGAGACAAUCAACUACCUCAUCUACAGCAAACGAAUCGUAGGGACGAAGAUUAUUCCUGUUUUUAUCGUAAGACUAGUCUCUGUUUUCUCAGUGACGCGUACAGAGGGUCCUCGAAAUGAUUUCCGAUCGAGACACGACGGAGGAAAUAUUUAGAGAGAAUAUUUCCUGGUGGAGAGCGGAUGGAUACGUUGUAUUCCGAGCUCACCAAUUCACUGGGAAUCGUUGCACCUGUAUCGGAUCAAUCCCUGUCCAUCGUUCUUUCAUCGCGUACUUGGAAGUUUCGUGGUUUAAUCUGUAGCUACGAAAAACCGAUGACAUCGAGCAAAAACGUUCGAUAAAUCACACUGUUCACGCUUUGAUUAACACGUUCUGAAAUUGCGGAAAAUCUUUCCACUUGGUAAUUCUAUCUCCGAUAAACCUGCUGCAUUAUAUUUCACGAUAUUCGAUUAUUUUUGUUGGAACAAUUUUUAAGUUUCAGUAGAAAUAUUCAAAGUUUAUCUCUCUUUCGAUACAGGUGUGUUCUUUCAGAAAAUAUGGUGUGUCUAAAAAGUAACAGGACUGAAAUUAUUGUUGAUUUAAAGCUUGCUUGUUGAUUCAAAAUUUCACAACUUUCUAGACACACCAGAUAGAUUCUUAACUUGGAAAAUCAAGCAAACGUGACAAUGGCGAAACCGUUUGGCAAACAGUACGAAUAAUCGAAUUAGACGACUCCGUCGCGUACAAUCACGACGGGACUAUGAUAUUUUAACCGAACGAGCAGUUGCGAGAUUGCUGCAAAACAUCGAGCAAACAUAUAACCCCAGAAAGCAAAUAAUCCGGCAGCAUCGAACGAAAUAAACCAUGUUUGGGAGGUAAAUCAACAGAGGAGAGAGUCCAGACACCGUGGUGGCUAUUGGUUAUUGGAAACCGGUCCCCCAUGAUAUCGGGAUUAAUCGUCGCAUGGAAGCUUAAUCGAUGGUAUUCCGCGAGACACGAUUACUUAUUUAUGUAAAUAAUUGUAAAUAUUUGUACCUGCGACAGAGGGACGAUUAAAUGGAAAUUGUACGAGCUUGUUUCACGAGCGUGCCGUUGAAACGAGAAGUAACACAUAGAUUUGCAACGAUCAAUUUCUUUGUUCUCGUUAGACGAGUGCUUUAAUCUUCGUUCACUCGUGAUGAAAAAAAAAAAAAGAAAAA
Osmia lignaria (orchard mason bee) is the source of this 3527-nucleotide messenger RNA. RefSeq lists its product as uncharacterized. Gene Ontology annotation, biological process: regulation of gene expression. Gene Ontology annotation, cellular component: nucleus. Lineage: Eukaryota; Metazoa; Arthropoda; Insecta; Hymenoptera; Megachilidae. The record is from RefSeq and is a predicted model, not a curated record.